CCAUGUGGGUUUUUCCCUUCGCAGUGUCAGUGUUGUGCCUCUCCUCUCUGUCAGUCUCUCCUCUCAGCCAUUGGCUUCACAGACCAUCAGUCCUCCCUUCACAACAAUAGACCCCCACGCGCACACUCGCUCACGCGCCGGCACAAACGCGCACAGUGCUUUCGAGGAGCGUCGGUGAAAUGUUGGUGAAACUGCGGUUUGCCGACUCCCUUCUUUUCAGCUUCACAUCGGCGAGGAGCGCAGGGAAGCCUCUGCGAUGCGCUCAACCGGGGACGCGUCGGAGUUGAAAUAAGGGAAGCACGGGGGGUCGGCAGAGAAAAGAGAGAGGGGGAGAUUUUCUUACGAGGAUGACUGACUGGUGACAAAGAAAACGGGGAGCCCCCUCUGGCUUCGCUUGUCAUCCGUGAGAACUUGACGGAAGGCGUUUUGGGGGACCGGCUUACUUGGGCAGUCAAAGAUUUUUUAUCAUCAUUAUUUUGUGGAGGGGCACCAUGCCUGUCCGGAGAGGUCAUGUUGCGCCACAAAACACAUUUCUGGGAGUAAUUAUUCGGAAAUUCGAAGGACAAAAUAAGAAAUUCAUCAUAGCCAAUGCCCGGGUACAGAACUGCGCUAUCAUCUACUGUAACGACGGCUUCUGCGAGAUGACGGGCUUCUCCCGGCCGGACGUCAUGCAGAAGCCAUGCACUUGUGACUUCCUGCACGGCCAGUUCACCACCCGGCACUCGGUGGCCCAGGUGGCCCAGGCGCUGCUGGGCUCGGAGGAGCGCAAGGUGGAGAUUACCUACCACCGUAAGGAUGGUUCAAACUUCCUGUGCGCCACCCAUAUCAUCCCUGUGAAGAAUGAGGAGGGCGUGGUCAUGAUGUUCAUCCUGAACUUCGAUUACAUCCUGGAUGAAGGGAGCAGCGAUUCACUGAACAGACUCAACCACACCUCACCAUCCAAAGCUGACCAACGGAAAGGGAGACUAUUUCGUUUCCGAUUCCCGGCCUUACCUCUUCUGGGCAUCAGCAAGCAGUCCCUGCCCCAGGAAGACCCCGAUGCCAUCUUGGUGGACUCACCUCGCCACAGCGAUGGCUCGGUGGCUACACGCGACUACCAACUUCCCACCACCCGUGAGAGCUGCAGUCCCUCUUACGCCAAUGACACCCGCGCCCUCAUCGGCCCCAGCCACUGUUCCACCCCUGUGUCCGGGCCUUUGGACCACUCGUCGCCCAAGGGCCCCUGGGAUCGGACAUACCCAGACCAGUCCAUCACCCAGACCCAGCACCAGAGCAAUGAGGACACGCUCAUUGCGGCUCCGUCAAUCCCGGGCCUCACUCCAACCGCCUCCAGAGAGAGUGUGUGCAGUAUUCGCAGAGCCUCCUCUGUACAUGACAUGGAAGGCUUUGGGUCCAACUCCAAGAUGGCGUUCAGGGACAGACACGCAAGUGAAGACAAUGGUCGCAAUAUUAAAGUGUCUCGCUCCUGGAUGGCUGGGGGCCCACUCAGUCAGAUCAAAUCCAGCCUGCUCGGCUCCACGUCUGACUCCAACCUCAACAAGUACAGCACCAUCAACAAGAUUCCCCUCAUCACGCUCAACUUCUCUGAGGCCAACAAUGAGAAGAAGUGCCCCUCCCCUCCAUCCUCUGAGAAAACCAUCAUCGCCCCAAAGGUCAAAGACCGGACGCACAAUGUCACCGACAAGGUCACGCAGGUUCUUUCUCUGGGUGCAGACGUGCUGCCUGAGUAUAAGCUCCAAACACCACGCAUGGACAAGUGGACCAUCCUUCACUACAGUCCCUUCAAAGCAGUGUGGGACUGGCUCAUCCUGCUGCUGGUCAUCUACACCGCCAUUUUCACACCCUACUCUGCUGCCUUCCUCCUCAAUGACAUCGAGGAGCAGAGGAGGCGGGAGUGCGGCUACUCCUGCUCACCCCUCAACGUGGUGGAUCUGAUAGUGGACAUUAUGUUCAUCGUGGACAUCCUUAUAAACUUUAGGACCACGUAUGUCAACACCAACGAGGAAGUGGUCAGCCACCCGGCCAAGAUUGCCAUCCACUACUUUAAAGGCUGGUUCCUCAUAGACAUGGUAGCUGCCAUCCCGUUCGACCUGCUCAUCUUUGGCUCAGGAUCAGAUGAGACCACCACUCUGAUCGGUUUACUGAAGACAGCCCGUCUUCUACGGCUGGUACGAGUUGCCCGUAAGCUGGACCGGUAUUCAGAGUAUGGUGCUGCCGUCCUCAUGCUGCUUAUGUGCAUCUUUGCCCUCAUCGCUCAUUGGUUGGCCUGUAUCUGGUACGCCAUUGGCAACGUGGAGAAGCCUUACCUGGAGCAUAAGAUCGGCUGGCUGGACAACCUGGGAGUGUCGAUAGGAAAAAAAUAUAACUACAGUGACCCCAGCUCGGGCCCCUCCAUCAAAGAUAAAUACGUGACAGCACUCUACUUCACCUUCAGCAGUCUGACCAGUGUGGGCUUUGGGAAUGUCUCCCCCAACACCAACUCUGAGAAGAUCUUUUCCAUCUGCGUCAUGCUCAUUGGAUCUCUAAUGUACGCCAGCAUCUUUGGGAACGUGUCCGCCAUCAUCCAGAGGUUGUAUUCAGGUACAGCCAGGUAUCACCUCCAGAUGCUACGGGUCAAAGAAUUCAUUCGCUUCCACCAGAUCCCAAACCCACUGAGGCAGAGGCUGGAGGAGUACUUCCAACACGCCUGGACGUACACCAACGGCAUCGAUAUGAAUAUGGAGGUCCUGAAGGGUUUCCCAGAGUGCCUGCAGGCGGAUAUCUGCCUCCACCUCAACAAGAACCUCCUCCAGGGCUGUAAGGCGUUUCGUGGAGCCACCAAGGGCUGCCUCCGGGCCCUGGCCAUGAGGUUCAAGACCACCCAUGCUCCCCCUGGAGACACCCUAGUCCACUCUGGAGAUGUGCUCACCGCACUCUACUUUGUCUCCCGUGGCUCCAUAGAAAUCCUCAAAGAUGACGUUGUUGUGGCAAUCCUCGGUAAGAAUGACAUUUUUGGCGAGAUGAUCCAUCUCUUCACCAAGCCAGGGAAAUCUUGUGCAGACGUGCGGGCGCUGAGCUACUGUGACCUCCACACCAUUCAGAGGGAGGAGAUCCUGGAGGUGCUGGACAUGUAUCCAGAGUUUGCCGACCACUUCCUCACAAACCUGGAGCUGACCUUUGACCUCCGUGAUGAGAAGGCGACAUGCACACAAGCAGCUGAUUCUAACACAGAUGACACUGAGUGUCGAAGACGAGUGUCCUACAGAAGGAAAUCCUCCACAGGCUCCCACAACAAGGAACCAGCGGCCACCUACUGCGACACCAAGCAAGGGAGGCAGAUCUACGCCUCCUCAGCAGCUGAGGAGAGGAGAGAGUCCACUGAGGAGGGAGAAGACGAGGAGGAUGAGGAAGAGGAAGAAGGCAGGGAGGAGGAAGAGGAGCAGAGGCCCUUGUGUUCUGCUGUGCUGGGCUACCCUGUGGUUAGGGACCACACUGUGGGACUCGGGCUGAGCAGUGCUACAGACGCACAGGCUGCAGACAACAUGCAGAAUCAGACGUAUAAAGAGCUCCAUCAAGAUGAGUGGGUGUGUCAGCGUCCCAACGAGGGUGCAGAGGAGUCAGCCCAGUGUCAAGAGACGCCAGCCGGGGAGGAUGACAGCGACACAGACCUCACCUACGGAGAGGUGGAGCAACGGCUGGACCUGCUGCAGCAGCACCUCAACAGACUGGAGUCCCAGAUGACUGCAGACAUCCAGGCCAUCCUGCAGCUCCUCCAGAGGCAAACAGCAUCAGGCCCCCCCGCCUACAGCACCGUCACCUCCAGCCCCGAGUACCAGAGGCCAGCCAUCUGGGUCCAGCCGGUGUCUGCCAUUCAGACAGAGCUCAGCCUCGCUCCUGCACCGCCUCGGCCACAGAGUCCUGGCCCAGAGCAGGCCCAGAACAAGUCCAAAGAAACCUCCCCAGACCUUCUUCGCACAGAGACUCUUCCAGACGGGAACUUUGCUGGACUGCUCGAGAGCGACACGGACACAGAGCAGAGACAAACGCAAAACAGCAUGGACUCAGUAGAACAGCCCCCGGGGUUCUCAUCAGGCCGACAAGCCUCCCUACCUGAUGUCCCCAGCAGCUCAGGAAUGUUGGGACUCCACAGACCAGUUUCUGACCCUGGGCUUCCAGGAAAGUAGGCGUCCCCGAGCCCUUCAACGUCGACCGAAGGUGUCCUCUCAAGCUUGACUCAGGGUCUAAGAAAGAGACUGUAUAUGCAAAGGCAAACAAACUGUAGACUUUCUUCCAUUCCUUUUCGGAAACCCUCCCAGCCCCCUGCCCUUCCAGCUCUCGGAUUUAGAUGUAUAAAGUCCAUUUAUACAGAGGUAUUUAUACACUAUAUUAUUACCACAUGUAAAGUCGUCAUCUACCCUGUACAUACUUCAAAUAGAACACUGCCAGCAACAUGAGGCACCUGAUGUGCUUUUUCUAAAAGAGAUAUGCAUGUUUUCCUUUCUCAUGGGUUCUUUUCCUUUCUGUCGCAUGUUCCUCACACACUCACUGCAACUCACCGGGCAAUCAGGUGUGACCUUGGCAUGCUUACAGACUACUGUAGCUAUCAAGUCUCAUUUUCUAUGACUCUUCCCUCUUCACAGGGACAAAGCUACUUGAAACUCUUUCCGAGGCAUUUCUAUAUUCCACUCCACGGCUUUGAAGUUCACCUGUUGUCAGCAGCUCCUAACAGUCGACGCAGUUUCAAACUCACAAGGAGAUCCGUCUGUAUAUUUAGUGUACCUACUGUACACAACUUUGCCACAACAGAUGAAAAUCACUUCUUAUUCAGCUCAAAGUACAGAACACUGUAAUAGUAAUAACGUGUGUAGAGGCUGCAUGAACCUUACAUAGCACAACAAGACUUAUGUCAGUCUUUGAGAGCAAUAAUGAUGAACCAGUACAGGAACGAACUGAAUCUCGGUAUAUUUCUAGAGUUUAAUGUACUCUGGAGAUCAUUUUAUACAACCUGAACAAAGAAGAGAGCAUCUUUAACAGCAUUUAUGUUGCUAUGUUAAGAUCUGUAUGUGAAUUCAACAGCUCAACCUUGACACGCAGAACAUUUGAAAGACAACAAAAUGAAUGCUUCAAGUUUUGGAUUUCGUAGAUUUGAAAACAUAAUUAACAUAUAACAACCUACAUCCUAUCAAUACCACGUAAGCGUAGCUGUGGGGUAUUUGCAGUUGCAGUCAAAACUUGUGAGGGAAAUUUCUGUCCCGGCAGUUUGGGGAUUAUAAUGAUUCCUACAGCUGUUCUUUGUUUCUUUCUGCAGUUAUUUAUGGUGAAUCUUGGACAUCUAACCAUCUGGACCAGUAGUCUCUCAGCAGAAGGUGACAGUUUGAGUUUUCUUCCAGACAACUGUUUCCAGUACUUGUAUUUAAUUAUACAGUAGUUGUUUGCACUAGUGUCAUCCAAAAUAACAUACAUAGCAUUUCUGAAUAGUUGAAAUGGAUUCAAUGCUCAAUUUCUGCUGCGCUUUCUUGCUCUCUCAUUGUUAAUAUUUACUACAGUCACUGUGCUGUUCUCCCCUACUAACCAAGAAUGGAAAAGUUGUUGUCAUGUUAUCAGCUUAUUGUAUUUAUCUUUUAAUUAGAAUUUUAAAUUCUUCAAAGUAAGUUUCAAAGUAUUGUAUUGAAGGCAGAAAUUCCAGUAUCGUGACGACACUAGUUUACACUGGUGUGUGUUUUAAUCCAUCAGAUUUUCAAAACCUACAAAAAAAAGUUGAAAAGAACCAAGGUUUAGUCCCUUUUUUUGACAUUUCUCAUCAUUCUGUAAUAGAAAAAGAACAGUUGUAGAGCUAAAGGAAUACCUCACCUGCAAAAUGACUUUUUUUUUUUUUAUCAAUUACACAAGCCUCUUUGGAAGGACCCCCCCCCCAACUACCAUUUGUAAUGGCAAUCUGUCACACAUUUACCCUCAUCAAAAAAAUACAGCUCCUGGAAUUUGGAUUUUGCACUUAUCCAUAAUGCAAAAUUUAGCUGUGUGCAGCUCUACUACUGAACGGAGAAUCCAACAAUGGCAAACAUUUUUUAUAACCUGAAGAAAAUGGGGACUCUGUUUAAUGACGGUAUAGUCCAGGUCUCAUUUAUCUCGUCGUAUGCUCAGUACUCAGUUAAACAUUCGGAUUUAAAACAGGUCAGUAAAGUCUCACACAGGGUCAAGUGGUGUUCCUGGGCAUGUGCAUUCCUUUGAACUCCGCUCAAGUGGAGCUUGUACACACGCACAUGCUCAGGGCGCACUACUCGAAGGCUGAAGUGUUUUGAAUUGUAAUGUUUCAGUGAAAACGUGUUUGGGAAGUACUGAGCAUCCGACUAGAUACGUGAGACUUAGAUUAUACUGCAUGAUGUGUGAGAGUAAGACAAAGUUUUCUUGACAAAUUCAAGGUAACACACGGUGAGUAAUUGAUAUGCAAAUGGUAAUUUUGUGGGUGAAGUUUUCUUUUAAAAUCCUCAAAAUGCCUCGACAUAAUACCCCUAAAAACUGUAUGUGUAGCUUUGAUUGCAAUUGUGACGCUGCCACACAGACGCCACAUCCAUACGUUCUAAAACCCUGACGAUCCUACGUGGUAGUUUUUAGUUGCAUGCUUUAGGUCUUCCACCGUCCUCUUAAAAGUACAAUUUCCUAGAUAAAAAAAUCGCUGACAAAGCACCAUGGGGGGGGGGGGGGGGGGGGGGGGGGGGGGGGGGGGUGGGGAGGACAGAAGUUUUCAUGUUUUGGGCCGAGGACACAGGCCAGCCUCCAAUAGCCUUAGCUUUAUAAGCCUGCUCUAGCCUUUGACAGACGACAUCAGUUCAAUGCAGCGGAAACCUGCUUCUCCACCGUCAGAUGUAAAUGUACCGAGCCAUUUUAGGGUGAUCUGCAUGACAAAUGAAUUAGUCAUUUUAGUUUUUUAACUACAUAAAUUCCAACACAAGCUCAUGUAUUGCAUGGAGACUGCACUUGACUAAAUUAUAAAAGGUCUCAAUCAGCUGUGUGUGACAUGUAUUGCUUUUUAAGGUACAGCACAUAAACUCACCCAGAGAGAUUUAGAAAUAACCGUUAGACCUAUUUUUCUAAAACAAAGUAUUUAAUUUGCCAUUAUUUUUCUAUGUACCUUAUUGUUUUUAAACCCCUGAUGUUAGGCAGAGUGUUGUGGACUGCUGAUGGGAGGAGGAUGAUGAUGAUGAAUGCAAUGCAUAGCCUCUCAAUGUAGCAAGUAAGAUUUCAGAGACAGGCUUUAAGCUGGGUGCUGCAUUUACUGUAUGCUGUUGAAAUAGUUUGUUAUGAUUUAAUAUUGCACAUUGAUUUUCAUAUCAUUUCUGCGGAGUUUUGACUUUACCCUUAUUGAACAGUGAGUUGACAUCCAACACUUUGCUGUCAUCUAAAGCCUGGGCUUCAUCUAGUCCCCUGACUCCCUCAGUGGAAACCUGAGAGGUCAGAGAUAACGGGGGAAUAUUAGUUAAGAUGGAUGAGAUGAAAAAGGACAAUACAGAUGAUCCAGCAGAGCGCGGGGUGUUUUAUUUGAUAAGCUUUCUUUCUCAAGCACAGAUGUAGAACAAAAGUUGCUAAAGCCUAACUCGACACGUCCAACGCCUGAACAGUCUACUGAACUUUCAUGGGAUUUGCAAACUUUUGCACAGAUUAGAAAACUUGCUGUACUGGAUAUAAAUGUCACUUUUUAAACCUAGUGCUGUUCACAAUUGUUUUUAUGCAUUUUUUAAAUGUUUGCCACUGUAUUUUAUACAAUGCAACACUUAACAGCUAAUUUGAAUGUUUCUGUUCUUAACUAUAUUUAAAAAAAUGAAAUAUAUUGUGUAAAUAGA
Messenger RNA from Epinephelus lanceolatus (giant grouper), 7817 nucleotides. The record is from RefSeq and is a predicted model, not a curated record. Lineage: Eukaryota; Metazoa; Chordata; Actinopteri; Perciformes; Serranidae.